Molecule: messenger RNA, 3543 nt
Organism: Fusarium pseudograminearum CS3096
Lineage: Eukaryota; Fungi; Ascomycota; Sordariomycetes; Hypocreales; Nectriaceae
Exons: 5
Coding region: 1-3543 (1180 amino acids)
Biological process (GO): calcium ion transmembrane transport; intracellular calcium ion homeostasis
Cellular component (GO): membrane; intracellular membrane-bounded organelle
Molecular function (GO): ATP hydrolysis activity; P-type calcium transporter activity; ATP binding
Source: RefSeq, a predicted model, not a curated record
AUGGCUGACUCCGAUCUAUCAACGGAAGCCAAGACAAGGGCGAACAUAGGCCUUGAGCAUGGGGCGGCCCUCAAGGCCAAAACUAACUUAAUAGAUACUUCGGAUGCCUUGACCCCAGAUCCAGGUACCGAAGAUAUGUUCAGGACUGAACAAAACAAAUUCGCCUUUAGUCCAGGACAGCUUUCCAAACUACUUAACCCCAAGAGCCUCAACGCAUUUUAUGCCCUUGGAGGGAUCAACGGCAUAGAAAAAGGACUGCGAACUAAUCGCAGUGCAGGUCUUGGCGUCGACGAGUCGACAUUGGACGGCGAGGUUAACUUUCACGAUGUCGCGCCCGAGGGAACACCCAUGCAUGGCACCGCCGGUGAUUCUAUCCCCGAAAGCAAUGCUGAAGCAGCAGUCCACGUACCCCCUCCAGACGACCUGAAUCCUGCCAGCCCCUUCUACGAUCGGAAGAAGAUAUUCAGAGAUAACGUACUUCCAGAGAGAAAUUCCAAGUCCUUACUCGAGAUUGCCUGGACUACCUACAACGACAAGGUUCUCAUACUCUUAACUAUUGCUGCUGUGGUAUCGUUAGCCCUUGGCUUGUACCAGACUUUUGGUGGUGAACAUAAACCAGGGGAGCCAAAGGUUGAGUGGGUUGAAGGUGUGGCGAUUAUUGUCGCCAUCGUCAUUGUUGUACUUGUCGGUACAGUCAACGACUGGCAUAUGCAGCGGCAGUUCACCCGCCUUACCAAGAAGACCAACGAUCGUAUGGUCAACGUGAUUCGCUCCGGAAAAUCACAAGAAAUCUCGAUCAACAAUGUGAUGGUUGGCGACAUCAUGCAUCUCACUACUGGCGAUAUCGUGCCCGUAGAUGGCAUAUUUAUCCAAGGCAGCGCUGUCAAGUGUGACGAGUCCUCAGCUACUGGGGAGUCUGAUCUUCUGCGAAAGACUCCAGCUGCUGACGUCUUUGACACAAUACAAAAGCCAGAAACCAAGAAUUUAGAGAAGCUUGACCCCUUUAUAAUAUCGGGAAGCAAGGUUAGCGAGGGUAACGGAACUUUUCUCGUCACUGCUGUGGGUGUCAAUUCCAGCUACGGUCGUAUUUCAAUGGCUCUUCGAACCGAACAGGAAGAUACACCGCUCCAGAGGAAACUCAACGUUCUGGCGGAUUGGAUUGCGAAGGUCGGUGCUGGGGCUGCUCUACUGCUCUUCAUUGUGCUUUUCAUCAAGUUCUGCGCUCAGCUUCCGAAUAAUCGUGGCACUCCAUCUGAAAAGGGCCAAGACUUCAUGAAGAUCUUCAUUGUCUCCGUCACUGUCGUCGUUGUGGCAGUUCCCGAAGGACUGCCCUUGGCAGUAACACUGGCACUGAGCUUUGCGACGGUUAAGAUGCUUCGUGAUAACAAUCUUGUUCGAAUUCUCAAAGCUUGCGAAACCAUGGGAAACGCUACGACUAUUUGUUCCGACAAGACUGGCACAUUGACGCAGAACAAAAUGACUGUCGUCGCUGCCACUCUUGGGAAAAUCACAAGCUUCGGUGGUACUGAUGCGCCUAUGGACAAGUCGAUAAAAUUAGACCAGGGGGCAAUUACCGUGCCCAAUGUUUCGGAGACUGGAUUUGCGAAUGGACUAAGCCACGAAGUCAAAGAUCUUCUCGUUUGUUCCAAUAUCCUAAACUCAACUGCCUUCGAAGGUGAACAGGAUGGACAGAAGACAUUUAUCGGAUCCAAGACCGAGGUCGCUCUACUGGCCCACUGUCGAGACCGCCUCGGAUCGGGCCCUAUUGAAGAGGUUCGAUCGACUGCCGAGAUUGUACAGACCAUCCCUUUUGACAGCAAAUACAAAUACAGUGCUGUCGUCGUAAAGGUGGCUGAUGGGAGAUACCGAGCGUUUGUGAAGGGUGCUUCGGAGAUGCUCCUGGCCAGGUGUACCAAAGUCCUCGGAAACACAUCUCAGGGGGACCUCACAUCGGUCCUCCUGACAGAUGCCGAGCGAGACAUGUUCAAUUUGAUCAUCAACUCCUACGCGGCGCAGACUCUCCGAACCAUUUGUUCUUCAUAUCGAGAUUUUGAAUCGUGGCCACCUGAAGGGGCUGCUUCCCCAGAGAAUCCACGAUAUGCAGACUUCAAUGCUGUGCAUCAAGACAUGGCACUGAUGAGUAUCUACGGUAUCAAGGACCCAUUGAGACCGACCGUCAUCAGUGCCCUUGGAGACUGUCGUCAAGCUGGCGUGGUCGUGAGAAUGGUCACAGGUGACAACAUUCAGACAGCUUGUGCUAUUGCGUCUGAAUGUGGAAUCUUUAGACCUGACGAAGGCGGCAUUGCAAUGGAGGGCCCAGAUUUCCGAAGGCUUCCGCCCGGAGAGCUAAAAGAGAAAGUAAGACAUCUUCAGGUUCUCGCUCGCUCAAGUCCUGAGGAUAAACGCGUUCUGGUUCGUACCCUGAAAGAUCUUGGGGAAACUGUCGCUGUGACUGGCGAUGGAACAAACGAUGCUCCCGCUUUGAAGAUGGCUGAUAUUGGGUUUUCCAUGGGUAUUGCUGGUACCGAAGUAGCCAAGGAGGCAUCGUCAAUUAUCCUUCUUGAUGACAACUUUGCUUCCAUCGUAAAGGGUUUGAUGUGGGGUCGUGCUGUCAACGACUCCGUCAAGAAGUUCCUCCAGUUCCAACUGACUGUCAAUAUUACAGCCGUGGUAUUAACAUUUGUAUCAGCGGUCGCAAGCAGCACACAGGAAUCUGUCCUCAAUGCCGUUCAGCUUCUUUGGGUCAAUCUGAUCAUGGAUACCUUCGCAGCACUUGCACUUGCGACAGACCCCCCUACUCGUAGUGUACUUGAUCGAAAGCCGGAUCGAAAGUCUGCCCCUCUCAUCACAUUGAGGAUGGCCAAGAUGAUCAUAGGUCAAGCAAUUUGUCAGCUCGCCAUCACCUUUGUGCUGAACUUUGGUGGUAAGAAACUUUUGGGCUGGUACGAUGACUCUGAAAGGGAUGCAAAAGAGCUGAAGACACUCGUCUUUAACACAUUUGUCUGGCUGCAGAUAUUCAACGAAAUCAACAACCGUCGUCUAGAUAACAAGCUCAAUAUCUUUGACGGUCUUCACCGCAAUAUAUUCUUCAUUGUUAUUAACCUCAUCAUGAUCGGAGGCCAAAUCAUUAUUAUAUUUGUGGGAGGUGAUGCCUUUGAGAUUGUUCGCUUGAGCGGGAAGGAAUGGGGAUUGUCGAUCGGCCUAGGAGCAAUAUCUAUUCCUUGGGGUGUAGCCAUUAGGCUCUGCCCUGAUGAAUGGAUUGCUGCUUGCCUCCCAGGUUUCCUCCGCAGAAGAUGGAUCUCACCCUCAGAGGCGGACCUUGCAGCUGAAAAGCCGCUGGAUUCGGACGAUGAGUUCGUGCGGCCACCACUCCGUGUCAUGAGCUCUCUUCGUGGACCACGUGUACAGCAGCAUAUCGGGUUCAAAGAAAGAAUGCAUAGGGUUAAGGAGAAGGCCAAGGAAAAGGCGCAUAGAGAAACAAAUGCUCCACCAGAGAAGUCAGGAGCAGUUGUUGGCCAUGUAACUGAAGGGGGUCACUCCUAG